Molecule: messenger RNA, 1770 nt
Organism: Aureobasidium subglaciale EXF-2481
Lineage: Eukaryota; Fungi; Ascomycota; Dothideomycetes; Dothideales; Saccotheciaceae
Exons: 2
Coding region: 1-1770 (589 amino acids)
Molecular function (GO): protein binding
Source: RefSeq, a predicted model, not a curated record
AUGAGUGCAUCCCUAGAGAAGAAGAUUAGAAGAGAAUUGCAGUAUCUACCGGAUCCCCUCAAGCUCGCCGACCGUGUUCGUGGUGUUCUCAGGAAGGGCGAUGUCGAGAAGGCACUCGGUCUCACUCGAAUUGCUAGUAGAGACAUGGAAUGUGUCGUCAGCUGGAAUCAUAUCAUUGGCCAUUUGCUGUCGGAGAAGCAGGUCAGCGCGGCCUUGAAGAUAUACAAUGAGAUGAAGAAGCGUGCUCAGUUCCCCGACUCACAUACCUAUGUCAUCCUCCUACGCGGUCUCUCUGAGCCCCCGAUCGCCGCAGAAACUGUCGGUAGAGCCCUCGCUAUCUACCAUUCAUUAGGCGCAGAAAACUCGAGAGUAAAGGCCACAACGAUACACACAAAUGCAGCUCUGAGAGUAUGCGCGCGAGCACACGAUAUGGACUCAUUGUGGGGCAUAGCCUCAAAAAUUCCGGAAAGGGGAUCUGGCGCUGCCGAUGCCUACACAUAUACAACAAUCCUCAACGCUAUCAGAGAGCAUGCGCUGCUACAAGGAGGCGACAGAACGGAUGACAGUGAGGUUUCUGCUUUGAGAGCGACAGCUAUUCAGCAGGGUCGAAGAAUCUGGGGAGACAUCGUAGGAAGAUGGCGAUCAGGCGACAUCAUGGUUAAUGAGGAAAUGGUCGGCGCGAUGGGUCGCCUGCUACUCAUUGGUCUGCAGCCACGAGACUGGGAUGACGUCCUCUCGCUUAUUGAACAGACCAUGGGAAUCCCUCGACUCGCACCCAAACUGGGCAGUAAGAUGAGAAAGGCUCAGCAUCUGCCGAUCCGCGUCCACAGCGAUGUAAAGAAAGCUCAUCGGGAUGUCGUUGAAGGUGAAGAACCUGAGAGUGAAUUCGAUCAAGAACUCCUGCUCGAUACUCGAGGCAAGAAAGCAGUCUCGUCUAUCAAACCUGGAAACAAUUCUCUGUCACUCAUCUUGGAGGCUUGUAAACAGACAUAUGCAUUCCAAGAGUCGUACGAAUACUGGGAUCUACUCACCAACAAGUCUACCUACGAUCUCCAACCUGACAUGGACAACAUUCACACCUUCAUGCGCAUCCUACGACAAACACGCGCGUCCGGUCGCACUCUUGACAUAGUGAAAGACACGAUCCCAAGUUAUGGCUGGACACCACACCGCAAGACUUUCCGCAUUGCCAUGAGUGCUUGCAGACGCGACAAGAAUAAUCCUAACGUCAUGGAACAUGCCAACAAGCUUGUGGACUUGGUAGAGUACUACCAGAUGGAUCCUGACCCUAAGACGCUAUUUCAGUAUAUGGAGUUGGCUAUCUCCACUCAGAACGCAGAAGCUAUUCGUGGGGCGAUUGACCGUCUGUCUGGUCCUAUCACAAAGUUCAAGUCGAUGAUUUCUUUUGGAAAACUCACCUCUGGCAAGUCGACUUCCGCGGACAAACAGGAAAUCAUUGGUCUGAUAAGGACGACCAUUGGUGCUAUUGAUCAAGUUCUGAACAAGGAUCUGAUACCUAAAGAUCAAGCACAAUCAUGGUUGCAGCAUAGGUCGAAGCUGAACGCUUUUGUCGUGAGAUUCAUGGACAGAAUGGAAGGAAAGAACAUCAUUCCUAGAGACAAGCUUUUGGAGUUGAGGCAGGAUAGCAGACAAUUGAGGCAUUUCAGAGCGAAGCUGGUGAAGAAGGACAAGAAGGACAACGGCACAUGGGUCGAGUCUAAGAAGGACCUCGAGCCAAAGACCUUGCAGGACUUCCCUUUUGACGAGUGA